Molecule: messenger RNA, 3834 nt
Organism: Poecilia reticulata (guppy)
Lineage: Eukaryota; Metazoa; Chordata; Actinopteri; Cyprinodontiformes; Poeciliidae
Molecular function (GO): zinc ion binding
Source: RefSeq, a predicted model, not a curated record
CUGACUAACAUUAGACUGAAUAUGAACUAAAGUAAGAACAAAAUGAUAAUACCAAAAAAUCCCUAUCAACUAUUUGAGCAAAAAUGGACUGAAGUAAUGUAAUUUUUUGCUGAGUAAAAUCUUUGAUUACCUAUUAAGAACUUGUCCUCGUUUGAUGUUCUAGAUGUGAAUUGCUGGUGUUUUAUUUUAAACCCGUCAGUGUGAUGGUUUAAAACGGAAUGUCAUUGGUUUCUUGGAUAUCCCAGUCAAAAAUGGUGUGAAAAUGUUAUUUUUCUUUAAAAUUUUCUAUGACAAAGAAAAUGCAAUUUCAGUGUCCAGCUGAAAUUGUGCUCUUGUGACAACCCUUUUCAGUGUGGUGUAUUAUACAACUGUGCAUUUAUUGCUUUCACUUGCCUGAACCAAUCUUUUGAACCACUCCAUUAAAGUACAAGUUAGAUAGUAGACUACUGGUGUCCCAAGUCUGUCCUUGAAGGCCGGUGUUCUGACUAGCAUAUAACACCUGCAUCCUGCAUGUUUUAGUUAUCUCCUGUUGGUAGUAACAACCUUAUGUCAAUGUUCUUCUUAGGCUUUCUAAUGAGCCAUCAUUUGAUCCGGAUGUAUUAAAACAUGCAGGAUGUUGGCCCUCAAGAACAGACUUUAGACACCACUGAGGAAUAAAACAUAAUAUAAACGCUUUUUUAUACCUUUGGUACUAGGCACAUUUUAUGACUGUUGGAAAUUACGCUAUUUGAUCAAAACGAAGUGAAGUAUAACUGCACAGGUAUAUGUUCUACUGUUUUCUUUCUAUUAUCAGUCUUUUAAAACACUUCAGGGGAAAAAAGUGACGUGCAAAUAUUACAGUUGUAAAAAAAAUCCCAACAGAAGCAAAACAUAUGAAGUCAUUUGUUUCUGAUUAUUGUUACAAAGUUUUUAAAAGUUAAAACAACGACCUACACAAAAAAUGUGACUUUUUUUUCUGGAAAAAAAUUUGUAAAAACGAAUCAACUGAUGGCUUGUUGCUUAGAUUUCCGAGGGACCCUGAAUGCGUCCUUUUCCCCGCAUCACCCUGCUCUGCUUUAGUUUCAGUUCGAUGUCCGUCCGUUUGUCUGAGUGCAGGUGUGCGCGUGAACUCGCCGUUUCCCGUUAAAUACCGAAAACUCCAGAUGGGAAAGCCGACCAUCCAGUGACCGGAGCUUUUACUGGGAUAAUACCCUAGUGUUUGGGGACUUUCUGUGAGACGAAAGGGGAAAGAAUCGAGUUUUGGCGUUAACGUGUUAGCCACAGCACGACAGGUGAACCACGGCUUUCAGAUUUCAGACGUUAGCCUCACCGAGAAAGACAUUUAUUGCUCUGGAAACAAGGAGUCCAGCUUUGCUUGGAAGCCAGGCUGCAUAAACCACAUACAUUAUAGAGGAGCAGAGCAGAGAGACGGUGGAGUUGGCGAUAUAUUAAGGGAAAUCUUCUAAACAAAGAAUUUUAAUCGGUCUCUCCUCGAGGUCCGCUGCCUGAAAAGCGCCAUGGCCUCCGCCCACUCGGAACAGUGCAGCGUCCUGCAGGACGAGCUCACCUGCCCGGUGUGCCUCGACGUGUACCGGGAUCCCCGCCUGCUCCCCUGCGGACAUAACUUCUGCAAGAUCUGCCUCGACCGGCUGAGGCGGCAGGCGGAGCGAGGCCGCGUCCGCUGUCCGGAGUGCCGAGAAAACCACCAGAGUGGCACCAACUUCCAGAAAAACUUCAAGCUAGCCAACAUCGCCGACGACUACCUCCGCAGGCGGAGGGCCAUGACGGCGGCCGCCUCCGCUUUAAAGUCCCAGGAACCGCUUUCGUUCUCCGCAGCACAGCUAGCCAAGACCAUCUUCGCCGUUCAGUGCGACUACUGCCCCGCAGCAGCCGCCGGCGCCUCAGGAUUCAGUUCCUUUGGGGAGAAGUCCUCUACUAGUGCUUGUCUUUCUCAGGAAAGCAAAGACAAGCAGGACGCCGCUUCGUCAACACUGGCGGUCAAGACGUGCCUGAAGUGCGAGGUGUCCAUGUGCCAGGAGCACCUGAAGCCACACCUGGAGCUGCCGGCGUUCCGGGAGCAUGUUCUCGCAGACCCAAUGCUGGACUUCUGGAAGAGGAAGUGCCUGGAUCACGACGAAGUCUACAGAUAUUACUGUAUGGAUGACAAGAUGUGUGUUUGCAACGCCUGCACCAUAGAGGGAGGACACUCAGGACACACCAUCAAGACCCUGAAGAACACCAUGAAGGAUCUGAAGAGCGCUAUGGACAAACAGCUGUACAGACUGGAGAGGAAGAACAGCCUGGCAGAGCGGAAGCUGCAGGAGCAGAAGGAGAAGGAGAGACAAAAUAAGAAGUUCAAGGAGGAUGCAGAGCAGUGCCUGACGCUCCUGGAGGACGAGAUGAAGACCAGAGUGCAGCGCUUCAUCCUCACACUGAGAGAAUUCACUCGCACCCAGUGUGAGAUCAACGGCUCGGCCAUUCAGAAGAACAUCUCCAGGAUCUGUCAGGACCAGGCGCGCCUCGACGAGGUGCGCUGCAGCAUCGAAAGCCUCGUGCAGGAGAGCGACCCCUUCCGCUUUGUGGAGGCAUAUAAAACCACAGGAAAACAGUGCCGCAGACAGCUUAGGAAAAAUAUGUUUUACCCCGAGUACGUCGAAAUGGAGACGGAGAUUCUUGGAAUAAGGAUGGAGGAGGAAAUGACCAAAUUUCUUGACGAUCUACCUUGUCACAUCGUCGCUGCCAUCAACUCCUUAUGUAGUCUUUCUGACCACGAGGAGGAGGAGGAACACGAGGACAACGAGGAAGAGGUGGCCGAGGAUGAGGACGACGACGAUGAAGACGAACUGGAGGACAGCAGCGAAGAGGAAAUGAGGAGCGACGAAGAGGAAGAAGAAGCGCACGACGACCUGGCCGACGACCACAUAAGCCUAUGGGAGGAUGACGAAGGGGAGGAGGAGGAAGGAGAGGAGGAGGAGGAAGGAGAUGAGGAUGAAGAUGAAGACGAAGACAAUGAGGAUGUAGAGGAAGAGGAGGAGGACGAUGAGGAAGAGCGAGGGGUUUAAGUGAAGCGAUUAGCCGUGGUAGGACCAGAUGUUUGAACGUUUCCUCCCGCUGGAUCCACUUGAAGCUAACUGCACUGACAACCCAAUGCUAAACUGUGAUGCUACCGCUAAGCUACAUCAAAGUGCUUUAUAUCAGAGAUUCACUGUAGAUAAAAACCCGGCUCUCAUCAAAAACAUGAAUGUACCAUGACAUAAUAUGUACCAAACCUUUGCAUGGCUGCACUGCUCCAUUUUUUAUCACUUUGAUAAAUAUUUUACUAAAUUCAAUAUAUUUCCCUGCAGAGGCAUAGAAAGGCAACCGUAGUCUUGCCUGAUAAGAAAUGUAUGUUUAUUCAUUUGAAGAAAAAGCAUUCAAUUUCUUACAUUCACUUUGUCAGCAUGUUUGGUUUCUCAAGGAAAAGCGAACACCAAAACACCUGGCCUGGUGUUUGAACAAGCUGUGUGUGUGUGUGUGGUGCUGUUUUAUGCAUUACAGGUUAAAGUGUGUGUGUGGCAGCGAGAGGAAGUAUUGCAAUGUGAUACGUUUACAUUAGAUGGUAGAAAAAAUAAGGCUUUAAAAGCAGUGCUUGCAUUGUAUAAAGAAUUGUCAAAUGUUUCUAUGCACACUUCAUACGUGAAUUUUAAAGGAGCAGUUUUAGGUCGUAUCAAAUUUUGCACUUUAACAUUCAAAUAUUCCAGACAGAACAGAACAUCUUUUUACUAAAGAUUGAUUUUUUUCUGAUUGUGACUGUAAGGGGCCAAAAUAAGAUAAUAUGUGCAUAUUAUUAAUAAAGUCUGAAUUGAAUAUUUCAAA